AUGCCACCCAAGCGGGCGGUCAAGGAGAAGGGGAAGGCGCCAGCCGCCCCGAAGAAGAAGCAACCCCCUGCAAGGAAGAAGAAGGGCGGAGGAACAGGCGCGGCCCACGAGGAGGAGGACGCGGAUGAGCAGGGCCAGCCAGGUCCCGCGACCCCUGCUGCUUCCGCCGGCGCCGCCUCGGGACCGGACACGCCUUCCUCGCACAUCGAGGUCACCUUCCCACCCGGGUACAUGGAGGGAUCACCAAAGAUACUACCAGCCCUGCCGGACCUGGCCCAACACCCGGAGAGACUGACAAACCCGCAGCUGAAGGCAGAGCUGGCCAGCACCAAGUUACUAUGCUGGAAGUACGACCUGCCGCCGAACUAUGGCUUUCUGCCCAUGAACGAGAUUUAUGACAAGGAUGGGACCGCCCUUCGCCUGCCCUGCAAGAAGUAUGCUGGCGUCACCCUCUUCUACCCGCUGACGUCGACGGGCCUGGCCAAUGAGCCGCUCGGCGAGGUACUCAGCCUUCAGGAGGUCCGCCAUGUAUACAUGCACCAGACUUGUGUGACUUACAAGUUCUUUGGGCCCCUCUGCAGGGCCAAAGUGAUGAAGUUCUGGGGCCACGAGCACACACAGGCCGACGCGUUCAAGCAGUAUACUGAGCUCAUCGAAGGCUUCAGCAACGCCAAGAUGCAGGCGAUCUGCCGCGGGGUGCUCGAGGACGAGAAUGAGCCGCUGCGGAAACCUGCGGCCUAA
This is a messenger RNA of Cryphonectria parasitica EP155, 741 nucleotides long. RefSeq lists its product as uncharacterized. The coding region runs from base 1 to 741 and encodes 246 amino acids. The transcript has 3 exons. Lineage: Eukaryota; Fungi; Ascomycota; Sordariomycetes; Diaporthales; Cryphonectriaceae. The record is from RefSeq and is a predicted model, not a curated record.